CAUAAAGUAACUACAAACUUGUUCCUUUCGGACAAAAAUACCCUCCUCAAUCUUUCUUAAAACAUCGUACAAAUAUCUUUCAUAAUAGCAAUCAAACUCCUUUCUCGCCGGCCAAAAUUUUAGAAAAUUUCGGAUCUCCGGCGAUGGGUCGGGUCAAUACGGAGGUGGACCCGUAUGCAGUGGUGGCGUACCGAUUACAUGAUGCAAUAAGUUGGUGGGAUGAAGUGAAUGAAUCAAUUAUUUGGCAAAACCGUAUUUUUCAUCUUCUUGCCAUCUUAUACGGCGUCGUUUCUGCUGUUGCUCUUGUGCAAUUAGUUCGGAUUCAAAUGAGAGUUCCCGAGUAUGGAUGGACCACUCAAAAAGUCUUCCAUUUCCUCAAUUUCCUGGUGAAUGGGGUUCGCUCUCUGGUUUUUGUAUUACGGCGGGAUGUUCAGAAGUUGAACCCUGAGAUUGUCCAGCACAUCUUGCUUGAUAUGCCAAGUCUUGCAUUCUUCACAACUUUUGCGCUGCUAGUAUUAUUUUGGGCUGAGAUAUACUAUCAGGCACGUGCCGUAUCUACUGAUGCUCUUAGGCCCAGUUUCUUCACAAUUAAUGGAGUGGUUUAUGCUAUUCAGAUUAUGUUGUGGCUGAUAAUAUGGUGGAGACCUAUUCCAGUACUUGUCAUCUUAUCUAAGGUGUUCUUUGCAGUUGUAUCUCUCUUUGCAGCCUUGGGGUUUCUUCUUUAUGGAGGAAGGCUUUUCCUUAUGUUACAGCGUUUCCCUGUAGAAUCAAAGGGCAGACAGAAGAAGCUACAGGAGGUUGGCUAUGUGACAACAAUAUGCUUUUCAUGCUUCCUCAUUAGAUGCAUUAUGAUGUGUUUCAAUGCAUUUGAUAAAGCUGCGGAUCUUGAUGUUUUGAACCAUCCAAUUUUGAAUUUUGUGUACUAUCUGUUGGUAGAGAUUCUACCUUCUUCUCUUGUCCUUUUCAUUUUGAGGAAGUUGCCUCCAAAGCGAGGGAUCACACAAUACCACCCUAUUCGCUGAUACAACAGUGUGCAUCGAAUUUGAAAUGAAGCUUUGGGAUAGAAAUCAAGCUCUGGGAUCAGGUACCAGAUGAGUUGGCUUUUAUGAUACUUGUCUUACCUGGAAGUGAUAGAAGCAAAGACCAUUUAAGAGAUUAUCUUGUCCAUGGAGAGUACGGUUCAUCGGAGACUCCAAGGAAAAAUAGGUUCUUUGCAGAUUUUAGUUAUGUUUGUAAGUUAAUAGUCUUGAAACAAGAGUUGUGGAACAUGCUGUGAUUUGUAGUGUAAUUAUCUUCAUCUUUGUAUGUUUCAGAUUUUAAUUGAUUAGUCUUUCCCCCCA
Molecule: messenger RNA, 1340 nt
Organism: Lycium barbarum (goji berry)
Lineage: Eukaryota; Viridiplantae; Streptophyta; Magnoliopsida; Solanales; Solanaceae
Product: tobamovirus multiplication protein 3-like
Exons: 11
Coding region: 144-1022 (292 amino acids)
Source: RefSeq, a predicted model, not a curated record